This is a messenger RNA of Coregonus clupeaformis (lake whitefish), 1823 nucleotides long. RefSeq names its product homologous-pairing protein 2 homolog. Gene Ontology annotation, biological process: homologous chromosome pairing at meiosis; meiotic joint molecule formation; meiotic strand invasion involved in reciprocal meiotic recombination. Bases 225 to 866 code for a protein of 213 amino acids. The transcript has 8 exons. Gene Ontology annotation, cellular component: condensed nuclear chromosome; DNA recombinase auxiliary factor complex. The record is from RefSeq and is a predicted model, not a curated record. Lineage: Eukaryota; Metazoa; Chordata; Actinopteri; Salmoniformes; Salmonidae. Gene Ontology annotation, molecular function: double-stranded DNA binding; recombinase activator activity.
UUAUUUCAUGUAACCCUCGAGAGUCCAUACUCGAGCUUUCCCAGGGCUGUCAUGCACAAAGGUGGAGCGUGAUCAAAACAGCCUUUUGUUUUGAUAUGACGUAUGUAAAGCCUGGACACCCACAAUGCAUCACGGCGCGCGAAACUCAACUAGGUAAUUAAUUAUUGCACCGCUAGCUAGCAUAAGUUAGUUAGCGAUAGCUACUAGCUCACGGAAUAAAGAAAAUGAACAAAAAAGACAACGGAGGUUUAACAGUCAUAUUUGCUUACCUAAACGAGAAGAACCGUCCUUACAGUGCCCAAGAUGUCUUUAGCAAUUUACAGAAGCAGCACGGCCUGGGAAAGACGGCUGUGGUUAAAGCCAUGGAACAGUUGGCACAGGAAGGGAAAAUCAAAGAGAAAACCUAUGGGAAGCAAAAGAUAUACUUUGCUGAUCAGGCCCAGUUUGCAGAGGUGAGUGAGGCAGAUCUGAAGGCCAUGGACAGUCACAUCUCUGACCUCAGCACACAGGUGGAGGCUGUCUCUCAGGGCUGCAGGCAGCUGGACGCAGAGCUGAAGGAGCUCAACAGCUCCCUGACCACAGAGGAAAUGAUGUCAGAGAUCCAGGAGCUGAAAGCAGAGUGUUCUGGGUACAGGGAGCGCCUGGAGAAGAUCAAGUCAGCGACCAAUCAUGUCACACCAGAGCAGAAGGAGAAGGUUUACAAGGAGAAACAUCUCUACGUGAAAGAGUGGAAGAAGAGGAAGAGACUGGCAUCUGACAUGAUGGGUUCCAUUUUGGAGGGAUACCCCAAGACCAAGAAGCAAUUUCUGGAAGAAGUUGGUGUGGAGACUGAUGAGGACUGUAAAGUGACUAUGCCAAGUACCUGACAGAAUGUUGGAGGAUCUCUUACUUUGACUUGAAUGUCAAUUCAGACGGAGUUGCAUUAUGCCAUCAAAACUCAUUCCAGGAAUAACUAAUUACUAUUUUUUAUUUGUAUGUUUUGAUGUUGAUUUGAAGAAUCUUAAUGUUUUGCAAUAAUACCUUGUACAGAUGUAUCCUUGCAAUUAAAAAUCAUAUUCAUACGAAAUACUUUCAUCAAACUUCAUCAGUAAAAUAAUGUAACAGUAGACCUGAUUUUAUUUAUACCAGCACAGAGACUUGUCGUAUAAAAUUAUCCCUUUUUAAAGUCAGGUGAUUACACAGAUUAAACAUUCACAUCUGUUAAGUUUACCAGAAGAUACAUUUGGUACAAGUUCUCCUGAGCACAUUGUCAAAAUAAAUUAUCAUUCACAUUCAUUUUUACAUUCUUGACUGUUUAAGGCCAGGAUUCAAUCAGAUCUAUGGUAACCUGCGUCAGCCGACAAACGCAUUGCUUUUGUUUAGGCGGUGUUAGAGCUGUCAGAUCGGCUGAUCAUUGUAAAACCACACCCGUCCUUAUAUCCCACCCACCUUGGAAGUUCAGAACAAGAACGUGUAGCCUAUAUUGAAAUGACACUCGAUCAUUAAAUGAAAUCGAGAUUUGUACCACCCUAAUCGAGGUGUAGGUAUCACACAUUUCAGUGUUAUAAUUUGUAACAUGGCUGCACGGGAUUUCUACUAAUAUGACUCGGUGCAUCCAAUGGCAAUGCCAGUUACGGUUAACGCCAGGAGCUUCUUGUGGAUUUGACAGCUCUAACGGAGUAACACCACCUAAACAAAAGCAAUGAUAAGCUAUGCAUUUACCACUAAUCUGAUUGAAUCCUGGCCAGUUUUUUGGUUCAGAGAUCCUGUUUAAUACAGAACUAUUCAUUAAAUCACUAUUCUACCGUGUCUUUUUGCCAAUAAAGAUUAUGAAAAGGCGAAAA